AUGGUAGCCCAAGCGUUUAAUGGCAAGACAGUCAACGAGUCUUUUCAACUGGAGGAAGCACCAGUCUUACCGCAAGUGGUGCUGGAUUCACGGCUCACGGCGAUGCGUGUACCAAAUAUCGUACUUCCCGACGACCGUCAGCAGAUGAGUGCUGGGAAGCGUGGGACAACAACAAUCGACAGGGCGGAUCCUGCUUUUAAGCGAUCCCACCGAUGGGAUGUUGUUGCCAGCCUACGUACAGGCGAUGGGAAGCUUAUUCAUCCGUCACGUGUGGCGACUACCAGCACAGCGCCUGCCACUGGCCCUACACCACAACCAGUGAUUGGUAAAGAGCCGGCAUUCCAACAUUCCAUGCUAAAACCAAAGCAUGAUGCUGGCCCACAACUUGUGGCCGAUUACUGGUCCGCUUAUGACACGGACUUACAACACCGUCGGAUGGAUGAGGCGACACCACACACGCUCUUGCCCUACCCAGAUCUCAACAUAAUUGAUGCAUGGCUACCGGAGGCCAUUGAGCCCCCAAACCGUGUAUCUCUGGGAGGGUCCUUUUAUUGA
Sphaeroforma arctica JP610 is the source of this 555-nucleotide messenger RNA. RefSeq lists its product as hypothetical. The transcript has a single exon. NCBI's taxonomy places the organism in Eukaryota, Ichthyosporea, Ichthyophonida. The record is from RefSeq and is a predicted model, not a curated record. The coding region runs from base 1 to 555 and encodes 184 amino acids.